Eruca vesicaria subsp. sativa (arugula) is the source of this 174-nucleotide messenger RNA. The record is from the annotation of a GenBank genome assembly. NCBI's taxonomy places the organism in Eukaryota, Viridiplantae, Streptophyta, Magnoliopsida, Brassicales, Brassicaceae.
AUGGCAAAGAAUGGGAUUUUAAAGAUAGGUAUCCAAGGCUUAUACCAGGGACAUAUCUUGAAGCUAAGUGGAAACCUUGGCCAGGACGCAGCAGUGGCGACCGUGGGGACCAGAGAAGCCAACGUCGCUCUGGAGGCCCGGUCCAGAGGGCAGGAAAUAGAAGCAGUUGUUUAG